Molecule: messenger RNA, 1559 nt
Organism: Oryzias latipes (Japanese medaka)
Lineage: Eukaryota; Metazoa; Chordata; Actinopteri; Beloniformes; Adrianichthyidae
Product: glycylpeptide N-tetradecanoyltransferase 2
Biological process (GO): N-terminal peptidyl-glycine N-myristoylation
Cellular component (GO): cytoplasm
Molecular function (GO): glycylpeptide N-tetradecanoyltransferase activity
Source: RefSeq, a predicted model, not a curated record
AACAGCCCAGUUCAUCUGCAUCUUCCCUGAGUCACACUUGUUGAGAGGACUUAUUUGAGAACAGAGUUCCUCCCGCCUACUGACUGAAAUGUCUUUUACAGAUGAGGAGGGGAAUGAAAGUCUUAAAAAGAGUAAAAAGAAGCUGAAGGGGGAAAGUGCUUGGAGACCGGAGGGACCCCGAGACCCAUUUGCAUUGCUGGACUCUCUGCCCGAGAAGAAACAGCAGGAGAUCCAAAGAGCCCUUCAUCUAUUCUCCUUGGGCAGAAGUCUGCCAAAGACUUUGCAAGAGGCCAAAAAACACACCUACCGCUUCUGGGGCACACAGCCUGUUCCCAAACUAGGUGAUGAUGUCACAGCUCAUGGUCCGAUAGAAGGAAUUGAAGCCAGUGUUAGGGAUGAACCCUACACUCUGCCUCAGGGUUUUUCCUGGGAUACUCUGGAUCUGAGCAACCCCUUUGUUAUGAAAGAGCUGUGCAGUCUGCUAAAUGAGAACUACAUGGAAGAAGAUGACAACACUAUCAGACUCGACUUUUCCUCCGAGUAUCUACAAUGGGCUUUGCAACCUCCCAGCUGUCAGUCACAGUGGCACUGUGGAGUGAGAGUGCAAGCCAACAAGAAGUUAGUGGGCUUCAUCGCCGCUGUCCCUGCAGAUGUUCGCAUUUAUGAGACGGAGAAGCAGACGGUUCACGUCAAGCUCCUUUGUGUUCAUAAAAAGCUUCGGCAAAAGCGGAUGGCUCCAGUUCUGGUCCGAGAACUCACCAGAAGGGUAAACCUGCAAGGUCUCUACCAGGCCGUCUACACAGCUGACAUCGUACUCCCAACACCGCUGAGCUCCUCCAGACUUUGGCAUCGCCCUCUGAAUCCCCGUAAGCUGAUGGAGGUCAACUACCCGCGUUUGAGACAAAACAUGAACCUGCAGAGAGCACUUAAGUUCAACCGUUUACCUGAGACGACAAAGACAAACGGACUAAGGCCUAUGACCAAAAAAGAUGCUCCAGAAAUCCUCUCUCUGCUCCAGGAUCAUCUCUGCAAGUUUAAGCUUAGCUCCAUCUUGUCUCUGCAGCAAGUAGAGCACUGGUUGUUGCCAAGACAGAACGUGAUUGACACUUAUGUUGUGGAGGGUGAUGAUGGCUCACUGACCGAUGUGGUUAGUUUCUACAGCGUCACCUCCAGAGUGCUGAAUCACCCCGUGCACACCGCUCUCAAAGCAGCUCAUCUUCUUUGCAUGGCUUCUACUGGCUCAGAGUUAACCGAUCUCAUGGGAGAUGCCCUGAUACUGGCCAAAUCUAACGGCUUUGACAUCUUCACUGCCUUCGACGUGAUGGAUAACGCCAUCUUCCUGGAGAAACUCAAGUUCACUGUCAGCGACAAGAGCCUUCAUUACUACUUGUACAAUUGGAUGUGUCCUUGGAUGAGUCCAGACAAGGUUGGUCUGGUGUUGCCGAACUGAAAAAAAAGAAGAGUUUGAUGAGCACUACAGCUGCAACAAACUUUAGGAGCAUGUUCUUGUCUUUGUGGCGGAAAGAAAAAAUAAUAAAAACAGUUUUUUGUGGGUUUUA